AUGGCCUCAAACGACCCCGAUGAGUGUGAAGCUGGCCUCCUUGGGGCAGAGGAUGCCUCCGAAGAGGCGAGUGCGCCAGUGGCUCUCUGCCGCCGAGGGAGCGCCGCGCUGGGGUUGUUAGUGCUGCUUGCGCUGCUCGCGAUGGGCGGCCACCGUAGCCUGCGGUUACACCCGCACCUAGAGGCCAAUGUUGAAGACUUUGUGCGGGAGUUCUCCAUGCCCGAAGGGGCUGGCGUCAACCUUGGGGGAUGGUUUGUAUUAGAGGACUGGUUCUUCUCGGGCUCUAGUGGGAAGCUGGUGAGUUCCGAGCACAGAGAGGGUCAGGGGCGGUGUCUGCCACCUCUCCUCCAUCAUGUCAAUGAGCCGUGGCCCUCAGAGGGUGUCCUGGCCUUCCGGUUGAAUGCAAGCAUGGGCACCAAGCAGACUACCAGGAUCUUCCAGGCCCACAGGGAGGAGUUCUUCCAGAAGGAGGAGCUGCAAGAAAUCGUCCGAAGUGGGAUCGACACCAUUCGCUUGCCCCUGACAUGGGCCGCGUUCGCAGAUGCAUUGGAGACCGCUUUGGUCCCUGACCCCUUCUACCCAGACAUUGCAGCCUUUGCCACUAUUCCCCGUGCCGAGCUGGCCUCUUUUCUGCGCCACGCCGCCCGAAAUGGGGCCACAGUCAUCUUGGAUAUCCAUGCCUUUCCUGGAGGCUCCCAGCAGGGCACGUACAACGGGAUUUGGCCCAAUCGCCCAGCCUUCUGGACCGAAAACUCCAAAGUUGGGAACCCCGUGCCGUUGACGGAGGUCGGGCGGUGGAUCGUGCAGGCCCUGAUUCAGUGGGCUGAGACUUUGGAUCCUGAAGCCAAGAAGGGCAUCAAAGGCCUAACGCUCAUGAAUGAGCCUGCCCAUUUCAAUGCGUGGACGCACUUUGCCCAGGAGGAUGACGUUUUGAGCUGGCUGUCUGAGGCGGCAGACGACUUCCGGAAGUCCAUGCUGCCAGUUCAGGGAGUCAAGCUGUACGUGAACAUGAUUGAGACAGCUUUCUCCCAGUUUGAGCGCUCAGCGGUUCCAUGGUUCCUGAAAACCUUCUCACAAGAAGAGAGAGAGCAAUGGGCGAUUGCGGAUGUCCAUUGGUACGUGGCUUGGGAUAGUGGCCACUGUGAUGGUCGCACGGUGAAGGGCGGUGCCUUCAGCUGUUCUGCGCCGCUGGCCGACGUGCGAGGGAAGCUCAACUGGUGUGCACACGACGCUUCUUCAAGGCUCCGACACCUGUUUGGAAAAGGACUGGUGGCGGUCACCGAAUUCUCGGCGGGGACCUUCCACCAGGCCCGCUACGCCUGCAGCGACUCCAAAGUUGUACGUGCCUUCCUGGAGGAGCAGGUCAAAGCCUUCCGGUCCGACCAGAUUGAGCCCUUCUUCUGGACUUGGAAGAUGCCCUUCGGGCCAAACUUCGAGCCAGGCUGGAGCCUGAAAUAUCUGCUUGGCCUGGAAAAAGAUCACGAGCGGGCAUUGGGCUGUGGCGAGCCAGCCAGCUGCUCAGCCGUCGUCAUUGAUCAGCUGAAUGCUGGUCUGUGUAGGAAAGCCUGGCUAGGAGAAUGUAACGUUCCGCUUACGGGCACAUACCGACCUUUGAAGGCAGCCUGGUCAAAAGCAGUCUGCCGACUCGAGCGCGGCUCGUCUGAGACGGGUCAUGAAGUCGAGCUGCGCGGGCACUUGCCCGUGCUAUGGACAGGCGGCUGCGCGGACUUGAACUGGGCUGUGGGCCUGAGCUUCGCCGUCUUGGGUAACGAGGUGUUGCUCACAGAUAUCGGAGACCUGCAGGCCACCCUCACCCAGGGGAACAUCACGCAGAACCAGGGUUCGAUAGCGGCUGCCGGCGGUGCAGCCACCUAUGCUACGUUGGACUGGAGGAGGCUCCCACAACGCGAUCAGUACGGCUACUUUGACCUGGUCUUUGCAGGGGACGUUAUCUGGCACGAGACCUUGGUGGAGCCUUUCCUGCAGGCUGUUGCCUGGGCCACCUCAGGCCCAGGAGCUGGAGAGGUGAUCCUCUCCCACAAGGUCAGGGACCAAGAGUCCGUGGCCCUUUUCCAGCAGAUGCUGAGCUCACUGGGCUUGCAGAUCGCCAAAGAGGUGCCCAGUGAGCAGCUCCUGGGUCAGGAUGGCCACCCAGAUGUGCGCGUGUAUCACCUGAAGCGCGUGCACUAG
Symbiodinium pilosum is the source of this 2190-nucleotide messenger RNA. Lineage: Eukaryota; Dinophyceae; Suessiales; Symbiodiniaceae. The record is from the annotation of a GenBank genome assembly.